AAACAGUAGGGGGCAGCCAUGUUUAUUUCAGUAUUAUUUUGAAAUCCGGGUAGGAGGGUAGGUUCAUGAGUUUAGCUAUUUUUUUCUCCGCUUCACUUCACGUUUUAGGCAAUUAAUGGUACGUCUCACCACUUCGCCUUUUGUGAAGUAUUUAGCUGGGAGAAAACGACUGAGUGAAUGGUUGAUGUUCAAACUAACUGGCCGAUUCCAGUGGGACCGACCGGUUGCCUUUUCCCCCAAGUAUUGUAGUGAAACUUGAGUAAGCACUUCAAUCACCCCCUUCUGUGUUAAAUCGCGGAAGAAUAAGUGGGUCAUGUGACCUUGAAAACGGCUUUCGCAGUAUUGCAUAUCCCUCCUACCAAUGAUGAAGCACUUUAGUCACCUGCUCCAAGGAGCUGGAUUUUAUCGCAAUUGACCGCGGUAAGUUGACUGAUCUGAGAUAAGUAGGGCUACGGAACCUACAGACAGCAGUUGACCAAGACUUAUAAAGCCCUUAUAUUGGAGAACAUCGUGGGUGCGCUUCUCGCUUUUUCCAAAGGUUAUAUACUUAUAGUUCCAGAACUCCACGCACGACUGUGGACGGCACGAAUUAAGGUUACUGCCUAACCAUUUGCCUGACUGUUUAUGGUCUUAUUCUUAGGUUAAAAGAGCUCUAUAUCACUAAGACGUCUGGUAGCGUUACCCGUAAUAGUGGUGGCUUACAUUGAGCUACUUGAUCUCUCUCGUAUAGUCUACACAACUUGAUGGACAGCGUACUAAGAGCAGUUUCGUAAGCAUGUGUGAACAUUUUGUUUGUUAGGUCCAUAUCUAUCCAUAUGAUAUUUCUUCUAAAUUCCUUAAUAUCUUCUUUUCAGUUAAAAGCACCGAAUGCAGUAAUUGCGACUUGUGAGUUUUGUUACAAAAACCUUCAACUAGUUAAUCCUGGGUUUCAACCCUCACCAAAUUACCAAAGUUUCGGCUGCAAAUUAGUGUGACAAACUGUGACACCAUAGAUGUUGUUCAUUAACCACCACCGAGUCUCAUUGGUGUACUGAUUUGAAAUAUAAAAAUCUGAACCAGAACUCAACCCUCAUCUAUCCUUUUUGUUUCAAAUUUUGAUGUAAUUGCUUAACGAAACUCACAGUUUUCAGCUGCCAUUCGUAUCCUAAAAUCUGGUGUAACUGAAUUUCCUCAGCGACUUCUUAUAUCGUUCUUCUUUUUAUCCCUAAUUGCGCCUGGUGAUUAUUCAGAAUUUUACACCUUGAGAAUCCAUACAAUUUAAACCAUAGUUUGUUCCAUCAUCUACACUUCAUCCGGGUGUUCCAGUUCAUACGUGAUCAAACUCGGCUUGAUGCAGAUUAGAACACCGAUAUUUUGAAACUCUUUAGUGCAUUCUAGGGUGUGACCCGUGCUGAAUGUGAUACGUGACAUAAUUUUAUUUAUUGUUGCAUUUUUAAUUCUUUUUAUUAAGGAACCUGCAAUUUUUCCCAACAGAUCAUCUUCACUGAGUUAUCAGCAGAGUUGCUUUUUGCUGAAUUUUAUGACAGUUAAACAUGACAGUCCUGGGUGAAGACUGGUUCGCUGUGGGAGAUAUAUAUUUCAGAAAGCUGCGUCUGUACGACAUGCCGUGGGGAAUGGGGUUUUCUCUUUCUCAGUUCAAAAUGUCCAUUUGCCAGUAUUCUGGUUAUAUUGGUAAAAGAUGUAAUUUUUACUAAACCAUUACCUAGCGAUGUAUUUGGAUGGUCAAGCUGGUGCGAAACCUGUACUUCAAAUCUACACGUCAGCAGGCAAGCUUGUAUCUCAACAUGUUUGGAAGGAUGCGCCUGGUGUAUUAGUUGGCUGGACUUUAUCAGAAGAUUUACUAGUUGUACAAAAAACUGGAUUCACGACAGUUUUGGAUCUUCAAGGGAAAUUUAUUCGUCGUUUCAGUAUGGGACCUGAAGCUGAGGAAAGAGAAAUAAUUAGUGCUAAGCUGUUUGUUGUGGAGAAUAACACAGGUAUAGCUGUUCUUACUGGUGGAAAUCACAUUUUUCUGACAACUAGCAUUGAAACGCCACGAAUGCGACGUCUUGCUGAAUUACCUGGACCUAUCCAAUCUCUAUCACAAUGGAGUAUUAUUACAACACCUCUUGAUCUGGGAACUACCGAUUCCUUUCGAAGUCCAUGGUUGUUGAUUGCACGCAAAAAGAAUUUAUAUCGAGCAAACUUUGGAACAGUUGAAAGUAUUGACUUAUCCAGACUUACAAAUUCGAGUGGUGAUGACAUUCGUUUACUAUCGAUAUCUUUAAAUAUGCAGUUUGUUGCAAUUUAUUUAAACAAUGGUGAAUUAUUAAUUACAAAUACCCGAUUCACUGAAUUACAUUCACAUAUUGAUCUUACACAACGUAUAUCAGUAAUGCUAAUGAACAGCAGUGAUUCACUUAGUCAGCGGUCAAAUGAAUUGAAUCAUCCUAAAGCAUUAUUGUGGUUGACAAAUUCAGCUGUUGUUCUCCAGUGGGAUAAUUUAAUUGCCAUUGUUGGUGUACAGUCAGAUAUUUAUGAAGCAUUCUACGCAGAUGAUAUAUUCUUAUCACAAGAGAUUGAUGGAAUUCGCAUUAUAACGCCUACAUCACAUGAACUACUACAACGGGUACCAUCGGCGCUUGAAUCAUUAGGACGGAUUGGUGCAUCAUGUCCAGCCACUUGGUUAGUGUCAGCUUAUAAAAGUUUGAAAGCAAACUGUGGACGUACUAAUGAUUAUUUAUUACCUAUUAAACAAACUAAUCAAAUGAUUGAUGCAAUAUCUCAUUGUAUUGAAGCAGCUUGUCAUGCCACAGUUGAUUAUGCUUGUCAACAAGAAUUACUUGAAUCUGCUCAUCUGGGUCGUAUAUUGUUACUGGCUAUGUUUAAUACGGCGGAUACUGCUACUACUCCUGACAAUUGUUCAGUGGAGGCUAAAGUAAAAGAGCUUGCUGAUCAUGCAGCUAAAGUUUGUCAGACAUUGCGUUUACUAAACAGUUUAGCUGUUCCUUGGUUUGGAAUCGCUUUAACAUGGCGUGAAUUCCGUGAAUUAGGACCAAACAAAUUGUUUGAACGUUUGUUAGUUCGUCGGCAUUAUCCAAUUGCCAUUGAACUUGUUCGAAUUCAUCAAAAGCACAAGUGGCCAAGAAGCAUUCUCGAAGAAAGUCAGGGAAAUUAUGGAACAUGUACAUUUUCACAUCUACUUGCUCACUGGGCGUGCAAUAGCUCUAUAACAUCCUCGGGAGCAGCUGCACUGAUAUCAGAACGUGUGGCAGCUAUCGUUGAUAAAUUACUCAAUGAUUCCCCAGAAAGUAAAUCGAAUUCCAGUGGUAGUCGUGUCAACUUCUUUAAUACUCCUGUUUCUCAUCUGGAUUUCGCCGAUGUUGCCAGUCAAGCUAUUUUAGCUGGUCGCGAGACGGUUGCAGAACAAAUAUUAGAGUAUGAACCACGUGCGUGGCGUCAAGUGCCAUUACUUUUAAAAUUAUCACGUUAUAAUCGUGCAUUAGUUCGAGCGGUGGAAACAGGCGACCCUGAAUUGAUUACUGUGGUCGUAGUAGCAUUACAAGAACAAGGUAAAUUACCGCCAGCAGACCUUGCCAUGGUACUUCGCCGACAUCCAAUAGCUCUUGCUAUCUAUCAGGAAACAUUAGGUCAGGUUGAUCACUCGUCAUCUGAUUCAGAAAAUUCAACACAAACUGCUCUUCUCACCUUUAACCAAGAAAAUGAUCGUGCUGCAGAAGCUAAAAAAGCUGUUCUUUCAGCUUAUCGGGAGAAUAGUUUGACUUCAAGACUGACAUUGCUACAGAAUGCUGAAGAGAUUUAUCGACAAUUGAAGAAUGAUUUUAUGGCCCAGGAAUGUAAUGCACAGAUACGUCUAUUGAAAUUUCAAAGUAAACUUGAAAAACAAGAAAUAUCUGCACCACUUUUUGAAAUUAAAGCUGUCACUGGUUCAAAUCGGAUAUUACCUGAGACAGUGAUAUCUGGCAACAGUGCACAUGAUAAGCUUUGGAUAGGUCAAUCUUUAAAUACUACACUCUGUCGAUUAUUGGCUACAGGACAUUGCGAACGUCAAGCUGAUCAAUUACGUAGAGAGUUUAGAGUUUCAGAGAAACGCUUUGCUUUUCUACGUAUUGUUGGUAUGGCAAUAAACAAUGAAUCUUGGUUGGAAAUGGAUAAAAUGAUUCGAACCAAGAAACCACCUGUUAAUGUUGAGAUAUUGACUAAAAUCUGUAUUGAUGGCAAUCAUAUCGAAGAUGCAAUUAGAUUAAUUCCGAGAAUUCCACCUGAAAGAAGAGUACGAUUUUGGCUAAUGAUUGGGAAAAUUGAAGAAGCUAUUCAACUAGCUGUUCGUGAAAAGUCUGAAUAUGAUUUAUUGUAUAUACAACAGGAGGUUGGAAAAGCAAAUCGUGAAGUCUACGAUCGUAUAACUAACCUCCGAGCACAAAUCCAGUGAAUUGGGAAAAAACAUUUAUUGACUGCCUACUCUUUCUACUUCUUCUUAUCACAUAUGAUUUUCAUAAUUAAUAGGUCAGAACAUUUAUCUCACACCAUUGUGUACAUUACUGUGAUAAUAAUGAACUAAUAUCUCUUACUUUGAUUGUAAAUGAUUUCUGCUUAUUAUUUCUCUGAAUUAUAUAUCCUGCCAGGCUAAGAAAUACUUUAAAAAAUUAAUUUUAUAUCAUUGCUUUUUUGUACAUGUAUUUUAUCAGUGAAUUGAUCUGGUGUACAACCUCUUCUUAUCAUUUAAGAAAAACAAUGUUAUUGUAAAAUGUACAGCGU
Molecule: messenger RNA, 4758 nt
Organism: Trichobilharzia szidati
Lineage: Eukaryota; Metazoa; Platyhelminthes; Trematoda; Strigeidida; Schistosomatidae
Source: the annotation of a GenBank genome assembly